AUGGGCUCCAUCAGUGCAGCAAAUGCAGAAUUUUCUCUUGAUGUAUUCAAAGAUCUUCGAGUCCACCAUGCCAGUGACAACAUCUUCUAUUCCCCCCUGAGCAUCAUUGCAGCCUUGGCCAUGGUUUAUCUGGGAGCAAGAGGUAACACUGAGUAUCAGAUGGAGAAGGUUCUUCACUUUGACAAAAUUGCAGGACUUGGAGGAAAUAUUCAGACCAAGUGUGGAAAGUCUGUGAAUAUCCACAUCCUGUUUAAAGAACUUCUCUCUGAUAUCGCUGCACCAAAAGCCAAUUACUCACUUCACAUUGCCAACAGACUCUACGCUGAAAAGACAUGUUCAGUCCUACCGAUCUACUUAAAAUGUGUGAAGAAACUGUACAGAGUAGGUCUAGAAAUGGUCAGCUUCAAAACUGCAUCAGAUCAAGCCAGACAGCUCAUUAAUUCCUGGGUAGAAAAUCGGACAAAUGGACAGAUCCAAGGUUUCCUUGAGCCAGGCUCUGUUGACCUUGAUACUGUGCUGGUCCUUGUGAGUGCCAUUUACUUCAAAGGGAUGUGGAAGACAGCAUUUAAAGAAGAGCACACCCAGGAAAUGCCCUUCAGCAUGACAAAGCGAGAAAGCAGACCUGUGCAAAUGAUGUGUCAGAACAGUACCUUCAGAGUGGCAGCAGUGGCUGCAGAGCAGAUGAAGAUCCUGGAGCUCCCGUACGCCAGCGGGGAGCUGAGCAUGUUGGUGCUGCUGCCUGAUGCCAUCUCUGGCCUGGAGCAGCUUGAGAACAAAAUCAGCUUUGAAAAACUCACAGAGUGGACUAGGCCUGAUGUGAUGGAAAAGAAGAGAGUGAAAGUGUACCUCCCACGCAUGAAGAUGGAGGGGAAAUAUAACCUGACGUCUGUCUUAAUGGCCUUGGGUAUGACUGACCUGUUCAAGCCUUCGGCCAAUCUGUCUGGCAUCUCCUCAGCAGAGAGGCUGAAGAUGUCUGGGGCCAUCCAUGAAGCGUACAUGGAGGUCAGUGAAGAGGGCACUGAGACGGCAGACUCGGAGGGUGUGGUGGAAGACAUCAAAGAUUCCCCUGAGUAUGAAGAGUUCAGGGCUGACCACCCUUUCCUUUUCUUGAUCAAGCACAAUCCAACCAACGUCAUCCUCUUCGUUGGCAGAUAUUGUUCUCCCUAA
Molecule: messenger RNA, 1167 nt
Organism: Merops nubicus (carmine bee-eater)
Lineage: Eukaryota; Metazoa; Chordata; Aves; Coraciiformes; Meropidae
Product: ovalbumin-related protein X-like
Exons: 7
Coding region: 1-1167 (388 amino acids)
Biological process (GO): negative regulation of endopeptidase activity
Molecular function (GO): serine-type endopeptidase inhibitor activity
Source: RefSeq, a predicted model, not a curated record